AGGAUGAUACGUGCAGGAAAUCACCGAAAUCCGGCAGUAGCGUGACGCAGGACUGCAAAUUCAUGGCUCCAUAUUAAAUUUGAGAGAAUUUUUGGAGAUUUCAAACUGGUUAUUACUUGAGAAAACCAACUGUAUUAUCAAAAUGGAUCAGCAUAAAAGGACGUCAUAUAUUUACCGGUUGCAAGUUGGCACAUUCCACUGUCAAUGUUAAUAGUGAUAAGGUAAUUAUAUUAGUACUUAUCACAGUCUUGAAUACAAUAGUCACUAGUCAUUGUUUUGUUGGAGUUUUCUUAAAGCAGCCAGCUUUACACCCACACACAAGAAUUGUAAUUGUAUUUAAGAUUAUCAAGAUAAGAUAUAGGAUAUUAAAAGAAAAUUUGUUUCUGCGCUAUUGUGAAAAUGGAACUGCACCUUUUCUGAAAAAUUCAAGUGAUAAUAAUCUUUUUGCUCUGACCAAACGUUUUCUUGCAUUAUUUAUUGAGUUCACUCAAAAAACAAACUGAAUUAAAUUAGUGGCUGUUUAUAUUUUGGAGGGUAAAUUAUAUAGUUUUGUCUUCGAUAAUGACAGCUGAAAACAGUCAUUCUAAAGUUCGUAGCUUACUAAGUUAUGCACAGUCAUUGGAUGAGCAUGACAUUGAAGCAGAUUGUGUAGGAUUUCAGCGAUCACAUAGCCUCUCAGGUGUUCAGGGUACAGACCUUUUUGAUGGUGUAGAUGAUGUGGAUGCAGGUUUAACAUCAUUACAUAGUGUUGAUGGAAUCGCUGUAAUUACUUCAGGAGCUACAGCUAGUGUUUCAAACCCAUGCCCCAAUGAAGGAAAAAACAGACAUCAUGGCACUGAACGCAAUUUAUCUUCUGAAGUUGAUCGUUUAGCAACAUUUAAGAAAUGGCCACAUUCAUCUCCAAUGAAUCCAAGCACUCUCGCAAGAGCUGGAUUCUUCUACACUGGUUCUGAUGACAUGGUGAAGUGCUUCUCUUGUAAUGGUAAAAUCAAGGAUUGGGAGUUUGGUGAUUCAGCAGUUGGAGAGCAUAAACGAUUCUUUCCGAAGUGCAAGUUUAUUCAAGGAAAAGACCAUCAGAAUCAACCAAUGUUGCAGAACAAGGCAUCAUCAUUACAAACUGUGCCUGUGGCAAAAGGCCAGUCAUCAAAAGAAGAUGAUAUUUUUAACCCAAAGAAGGAUGCAUUAACAAUUGAUAAAACAAAAAUUCCAGAUAAAUUAAAAAGUGAAUAUCGGCGUCUGCUCACAUUUCAAAACUGGCCACGCACAAACCCAAUGCAACCUCGUGCAUUGGCUAAAGCUGGUUUCUACUAUACUCAGACAAGAGAUAUAGUAAAAUGCUUUGCUUGUACUGGAGAAAUAUCAAAUUGGAAAGUAAUGGAUGUUCCUAUGACUCAACACACCAUGCUCUUUCCAGAGUGCCCUUUUGUUCAAGGUGAGGAUGUUGGCAAUGAGAAACUGACCACUACAGAUGUUAUGAAUGCCCAGCAUGCAGUUGUUUAUCGGGAACCUUCAACCAAACUGCCACCAACGAAAACUGAAUCAAAGAAUAAGAGUCAGGUAUCACAAACAGCUAAAGUGACCGAUCAGUGGGCAUCCCUUCAAAGUCAGAGUGCAAGGAGACCACUGACUAGAGCUCAGCACCCUCAGUUUGGGAAUGAAGCAGAAAGACUGAAGACGUUCACAUAUUGGCCAAGCAGUGCACCUGAGGCACCACCACUUGCAAAAGCUGGGUUUUUCCAUACAGGAGAAAAUGACAAUGUAAAAUGUUUUUACUGCAAUGGAGGACUAAGAAACUGGGAACCUUGUGAUGAUCCAUGGACAGAACAUGCCAAGUGGUUUCCAAAAUGUGAUUGGUUGCUUCAGCAACGUGGAGAACCUUUCGUUCAAUAUGUCAUCGCCAAUUUCCCUGUACCAAAUCAGAACCUGCCUUUACAGCCACCUGCACCACCUAUACCAAGCCCAGGAUUUGAUACCGUUCAAGGUACAGCUCGGCCAUCUGUUAACCUUGAUGCUCAACCUCCACCAUCAGCAACCAACCAAACAGAUAUCCAAAAAAGGAUGGAUUCACGAAUUGUCAAUUUUGUUGUUGAAAUGGGUUUUCCUCAGCGAAAAAUAAAGAGAAUUAUUGAGAGACAACUAAGCAGAAAAGAGGAUGAAUUUAAUACCAUUCAGAGUCUUGUUGACAGCGUACUUGCUGAGCCAGAUGAGCCUGAAGAUUACGAAGAAGAAGAACCAGUUGAAAAUGCUACUGGUAGCAGUGAUCUUAAAAGUAAAAAGACAGAGGAUGAUGAUGAAGAAUCAAAAGCUGCAGCUAAGACUAAGAUGCUUGAAUCAUCAAAUACAAUGAACGAAAAAUUUGCAAAUUUGAAUGUAGGUGGGGCUACACCGCAACCGAAAUCCUCAGCCACUUCAACAUUAGAAGAUGAAGCAUCACUUCCAGCUUCAAUCCAAGAUGAGCUAAGAGUACUUCGUGACAAGAGGACUUGCAAGAUCUGUAUGGACAACGAAAUCAAUGUAUUGUUUACACCAUGUGGGCAUUUGGUGGCCUGUGAACAGUGUGCACGCUCAAUACAAAUAUGUCCGAUUUGCAGAAUGCCUAUAAAAACUUGCAUCAAAACAUACCUGUCUUAAGGUUACUUUUUAAUUAAGGUAUUAUCAAUUUACACCAAGACUGCUGUUUAAAAGUUGUAAUUUAGGUUGUAAUUAAGAUAAUUGUGAAGGGUGCAAUUUUUGUCAAAUCUGCUUCAAGAUUAGGCGUAGGUGUAUUGGUUAAACAAUACUCAUUAUUGUGAGAGCUCUUUUUUAUGUAGGAAACAAUAGAAACAUUUAGGUAAAAGGACUAAAAAGUUUAUGUUGGGUUUAUGAUGUUUUGAAUAUCUUAAUUCAUAAAACAAAACCAUAAAAACUAUAAAAAAAUCAUAAAACCAAACCAUAAAAACUAAAAAAAGAACUCUUUGUAUAUGAUACUUCACUAGCAGAAUUACUAAUUAGAACUUGCUCGUCUAUGUUAUUAUUUUUUUUGUGGGGGGAAGGGGGUGGGGUAGUAUUUUUAAUUUCUAGUUUUCCAUGGAUUGAACAGUAUUGUUGCCAUAUAUACUGAAGAAGCAGCUGAUCAUUUGGAACCCUCAAUCUGGUGUAUUGGUAAUUUUUUUCAGCAAAUUUGUACAACUGUUAAAAACUGAAACUGUUGUAGGAAAGAGAACAAUGGUAUUCAUGAUAAAAUCUUAAUGAAGUGUAGCUUACCAGAAAUGCAUGGGUACAAAUACCCAUUGCUUACAUACAAAAGCUACAUUAAGAAUUAAAAGAUUUUUUUCUUAAUUAAUAAAUUAUUUUAUUGUUAUUAUGUUAUUUUGAAUAAUUAUUGUUAGUAUUAAAGAAUUAGUACACAUUUGCACAUUUGUAACUUAGUACAAAGGAGAUAGUGUGGUUAUGUAUAGUAAUACCAAGUACUGAUGCAGUCUCCACUGAUAAAUGUAGUUAAGGAGAUACUGUACAUAAUAGUUGCAGGUACUGUGCUGUUGCAUCCUAAAAAUUAAGAUUGUUUUCUAAAUCAACUUUAGGUCUUUAUCUUAGUCAAGUAUAUUGUCACCUUAAGAUGGUUUUUUUUUUAUUUUAUUUUUUUUUUUGCAUGUUUUUGUGGUAUAUAUCUGUCUGUAGGCCUAUUGCUAUUAAUUUUUACUGUAAGCAGCCCUGUGAGAUUUUUGUACCUGUCGUUGUAUGGUAUACAUUUUUUGGUGAGAUAAAUUAUAAAGUAUUUGCAGCACAGGUAAUAAUAUGUUUUAAUGAGGUUAAUAUAAUUUAAAGAACUAGUUAGCUUGUUUUCCAUGUUGUGUUGCAGUAGUACUUUUGUGUAUUUGCAUCUUACAGUUAUAGUGUUUAGUGUGUAAGUGCCUGGGUGUUGUAAAAACAAGUUGAAGUUUGUGCACUGUAUCUGAUUAAAAUUAAUAAAUGUAUUUUUAAAAAUUUAAUAUAAUGUAGUAGUUAUGUCUUGUGUUGCAUAAGAAAAAAUGCUUGCACUUUGUAUAUUAUUUGGUAAUUUUGAUAAUUUAUCAAAAUGUGCUUGGUAAGGUGCAAUGUGCCAAAUGUAACACAUAUUGUGAUUUAAUAUAUUUUCAAAUUUGUUGAUACUGUACAGUAUUUCCUUGUAAUUUUAACUACAGUAUUUACACACUUAUGUAGUGAUGUAACCCCACUGCAACCAUUUUCCCUUCAAUUGUUUGCAACAAUAAGUUCUAGUAUUAAUUGAUUGUGUGAGCAUUAGCAUGUUUUCACUAAACUAUACUUUGAAUUUAAUAAUAAUCAACAUUUCAUGUCCAUCAUUAUUAUUAAGUGCUGUUAAUUGUAUUAUGACUGUAGUGCACUAUAUACAGUAAUAUUAAAUAUCAGGACCAGGAUAGUGGAGUUGAAUAAAAAUAGAAGAAUAUAACCAUUUUGUGAAUAAAGAUUGUAUCUCUGUG
This is a messenger RNA of Anneissia japonica, 4457 nucleotides long. Its product is annotated as baculoviral IAP repeat-containing protein 7-like. Gene Ontology annotation, biological process: positive regulation of protein ubiquitination; regulation of cell cycle; negative regulation of apoptotic process. The transcript has 6 exons. Gene Ontology annotation, molecular function: ubiquitin protein ligase activity; cysteine-type endopeptidase inhibitor activity involved in apoptotic process. The record is from RefSeq and is a predicted model, not a curated record. NCBI's taxonomy places the organism in Eukaryota, Metazoa, Echinodermata, Crinoidea, Comatulida, Comatulidae. The coding region runs from base 562 to 2631 and encodes 689 amino acids. Gene Ontology annotation, cellular component: nucleus; cytoplasm.